AUGGCAUCUGUGAUAGGAGCAACUUUAGCGAUUAUCUUGGCUCUGCUAGUUUCAGUGUGUGAAGCAGGAGAGUACUGCUACACCGGCAGCCUCUACACAAACUACUGCUUGUAUGGAUGUUGUGGCAUUGGCAACACUGAAUGCUGUUCUAGCUCGAUUGGCCUGAUUGUUGGGUUGUGUGUCGGUGGCGCUGUCUUUCUGUUUUUUAUAAUCCUCACACUUUGCAUGUGCCGAAGACGCCAUUAUGGAGGAUUUAUCUACCGAAGCCAACCAGCAGUUGUUGUUCAGCAAGGUAAUGUGACCACUCAACAGGGAGUUGUCGGCACAGCAGGAGUACAGCCUGGCAUUGUCUACCCUCCUUACCAACAGUACCCAUACCAUGGUGCUGCCUAUCCAGCAGGACCCACUGCACCACCUCCUUACCCUGCUGCAGCGUACCAGCCAGGGUACCCACCCCAACCGUAUUCUGCAGAGCCUCCCAAAUAUGAAACUCUCAAUUAUGGAGCUGAUGGUGGAAUAACCAACAGAGGAUUUGAGGACAAAAAUUAG
Candidula unifasciata is the source of this 549-nucleotide messenger RNA. The record is from the annotation of a GenBank genome assembly. Lineage: Eukaryota; Metazoa; Mollusca; Gastropoda; Stylommatophora; Geomitridae.